Molecule: messenger RNA, 2094 nt
Organism: Polypterus senegalus (gray bichir)
Lineage: Eukaryota; Metazoa; Chordata; Cladistia; Polypteriformes; Polypteridae
Gene: gja3
Product: gap junction protein, alpha 3
Exons: 2
Coding region: 717-1982 (421 amino acids)
Biological process (GO): cell communication
Cellular component (GO): connexin complex
Source: RefSeq, a predicted model, not a curated record
AACGCACUUGACAAGAGCGUGAAAGGCGCACUUAAAAAAGACCAUUGGAAUUCGGCAGACAUUGUAUCGCCAAGUUGAAAUGGUAUCAUAUGACGCAAAUGUUAGUUGGGAACUGAUGACUGGAUUUGUAGAACUACAAGAUAACGAUGAAUUAUAGUUUUGAAAAGAGCCGGCAAUGCAUGAACGCGUGUGUGUGAGAGACAGGAAAGUAAAUGGAAAAAUAAAAAAGUGCCUCCAUCCCGCAACGUGUGAAAGAGCGGCGGUCAAGUGUGCGCAACUCGCAGUCAGUGAUAGUGCCAGGGGCGUGGCGAUCUCGGGCUGCCUGAUGACUUGAUGGGUUCAACCAUGCAUACUCACACAAUGUGAUAGCAGCGAUGGCUGGGAAUGAGAAGCAAAGCUUUGCGGAAUCCUGGCUCCAAGUUCAAUUCGUCCCUAAGAUCUAGGUUUUUUUUUUUUUGGAAAGACUGCUCCCUACUCUCAUAUGCGAAGAAGGUUGUUCUUGAAUAAGUUGGCCUGGGCUGCUUCCAGAGGAGUUUGGUAAGCUGGCAAAGCUGCUGUGAUUGGGAGUAGGGAAGGGGGAGGGCGACAUCCUAGGAAAGAAAGUCUGUCUGCUAUCCAACGCACUCAAAAUAUGGCAUCAAAAGCAGCCGGAUAUUAUGUGCUACUGUAUAGCUAACUGUUUGGCAUCCCCAGAUCGAGGCUACAAAUUUUAAACAAUGGGCGACUGGAGCUUUUUGGGCAGACUUUUGGAAAAUGCACAAGAACACUCGACGGUGAUAGGCAAAGUCUGGCUGACCGUGCUCUUUAUCUUCAGGAUCCUGGUUCUGGGGGCUGCUGCUGAGGAAGUUUGGGGAGAUGAGCAAUCCGACUUCACAUGCAACAUCCAGCAGCCUGGUUGUGAGAACGUCUGCUACGACAAGGCCUUCCCUAUCUCCCACAUUCGCUUCUGGGUGCUUCAGAUCAUCUUUGUGUCAACGCCGACCCUCAUUUACCUUGGUCAUGUUCUGCAUAUUGUGCGAAUGGAGGAGAAGAAGAAGGAAAAAGAAGCGGAGCUGCGCAAGUCACAAAGACAUCUGGAGGAAAAGGAGCUCCUCUUUAAAAAUGAUGGCGCAGCGGCAGGUAAAAAAGAGCGGCUUCCCAUCCGAGAUGAGCAUGGUAAAAUCCGGAUUAGGGGAGCGCUUCUGCGUACCUACGUCUUCAAUAUCAUCUUUAAGACCAUAUUUGAAAUUGGAUUUAUUGUAGGUCAGUAUUUUCUUUAUGGCUUUGAAUUGAAACCCCUGUACCGGUGUGCCCGGUGGCCGUGCCCCAACACUGUGGACUGCUUUAUUUCUCGUCCCACAGAAAAGACCAUCUUCAUCAUAUUUAUGCUUGUGGUGGCUUGCAUAUCACUUUUGCUGAAUUUGUUAGAGAUUUAUCACCUUGGCUGGAAGAAGAUAAAACAGGGAAUGACAAACGGGUUAUCCCCGGACCAGGAACCCCCUUGCCACAAGGUUGACCUGGAACCCAAUACCACAAGUCCCAGAACUGCCCCUGCCAGUCUUAGCUAUCCAUCUUAUUACACAGAGGUCGUUGCAGGGGGUCCACAAGAUUACCUUGAGGCCCCCACUGCAGAGUUCAAGAUGGCACCGCUCUCAGUGGACCAGCACCAAGCACCUCCCUUCUAUAUUAACAACAACAACCACAGGCUGGCCACGGAGCAGAACUGGGCAAAUCUCGCUACCGAGCAGCAGACUCGUGAGAGAAAGCCUGCCUCCCUUUCUGCCUCCACCACCAGCAGUGUCCACAACGAGCAACACCAGGACACGACUGCAGACGCCAGCAGCGGAAGUGCGAGUGGCCGGAAAAGCGAGGAGGACGAGUGUCACGUGACCACCACUAUGGUGGAGAUGCACGAGCCUCCCGCGCUCAGCGACGUCCGGAGAUUCAGCAGGGCGAGUAAAGGCAGCGGCAGCAAGGCCAGGUCUGAUGACCUCGCUGUUUAAUUUAUCUAAUGAAAUCCCGCUUUCAAGGAGUCAAGUAUUGGAGCAAAACAUUAUAUGAUGGAACCUUAAGGCAGGUUACUGGAACAGGGAUGCACAUCACCAAAUUUAAAAG